UUAUUAACAAUUAUCCCAUAUUUCUAUUAGUUUGUAGAUUUGUGAAUGAGCUGAAUGCAUAUGAUUUCCAACAGGUAUCUGCACUCGAUUCUUGUAUGAGCAAUGAGUCUCCCUUCUCAAUCUUCAGUAAUAAUUCAUACUUGAUUUCCAUUGGCUAAAGUCAACUUCAGAAUCCAUGAUUUUCAACCAUGAAAUAAAUAUUUGAAUUAUAUUUCUGAUAAAUACGACAAUAAUUAGCUAGUUAAGGGUACCAACACUUUGUCCAAUCCCUGAAUUUCAAUCAAUCCUUGUGUUAGUUGUUAUACAAAACAAACCCCAAUUAUUUAAUUGACAAUUGAUGGAAUUUGAGGUAUUGUUUAUUGAAUUAUUCUACUAACUUGCAUGUCUGAAUGUUGACUUAUUCAAUGAAUGAGUAUGAUAAACAGAGAUCUCGAUCAAUUGUCAAGAUCUAAUUUAGGUUUCCAAUGGAGAAUUUUGUGAUCUUUCUACUGUUUUUGGGAUUAGCUACAAUUCAAAUCGGCUUUUCAGAAGAUUCUAGAAUAGUCGUGGGUAAAGCUCCAUGGAGGAUGCACACAUUGUUUUCCACAGAAUGCAACAAUUACUUCGAUUGGCAGACUGUUGGGAUAAUGCACAGUUACAGGAAAUCGGGUCACCCGGGACCCAUUACCCGACUGCUAAGUUGUACAGAUGAAGAGAAGGAACACUAUAAAGGGUUCCAUUUGGCUCCUACAAUGGAGGUCCCUUCUAUGAGCAAGCAUCCAAAAACUGGAGAUUGGUACCCGGCCAUUAACAAGCCAGCUGGGGUUGUGCAUUGGCUUGAGCACAGCGAGGAUGCAAAAAAUGUUGAUUGGGUUCUCGUCUUAGACGCUGACAUGAUCAUUCGAGGUCCAAUCAUUCCAUGGGAAUUAGGUGUCGAGAAAGGCAGGCCUGUUGCUCAAUAUUAUGGGUAUUUGAUUGGAUGUGACAAUAUCCUUGCCAAAUUGCACACAAAGAACCCAGAGCUAUGUGACAAGGUUGGGGGAUUAUUGGCUUUCCAUAUAGAGGAUCUUAGAGCCAUGGCUCCUUUUUGGCUCUCUAAAACUGAAGAAGUGCGUGAAGAUAGGGCACACUGGGCAACAAAUAUAACUGGUGAUAUAUAUGGAACAGGCUGGAUUAGUGAAAUGUAUGGAUAUUCAUUUGGUGCUGCAGAAGUUGGACUUCGUCAUAAAAUUACUGAUGACCUGAUGAUCUAUCCAGGUUAUGUUCCAAGAGAGGGUGUUGAGCCCAUUCUGUUGCAUUAUGGUUUACCAUUUACUGCUGGUAACUGGUCUUUCACUAAACUAGAUCACCAUAAAGAUGGAAUUGUUUAUGACUGUGGACGGCUCUUUCCUGAACCACCUUAUCCUAGAGAGGUGAAGAUUUUGGAACCUCAUCCAGGCAAAAGGCGAGGCCUAAUGCUGAGCAUAGAGUGCAUUAACACGCUAAAUGAAGCUCUGCUGCUACAUCACAUUGCACAAGGGUGUCCUAAGCCAAAAUGGACAAAAUAUCUGAGUUUCCUGAAGAGUAACACAUUCGCGGAGCUAACUCGUCCAAAAGUUCCUGGUGAGAUUAACUGGCUAAGUGAAAAGGUGCAGAUGGAACAGGAGAUGGUUGGUGAAGCUGGAAAACCGUUCCCGAAAAUUCACACGGUCUUUUCUACUGAAUGCACCCCUUAUUUUGAUUGGCAAACUGUGGGCCUUAUGCACAGCUUUCGUCUAAGUGGGCAGCCUGGCAAUAUCACUCGGCUUCUCAGCUGUACGGAUGAAGAUCUGAAGAACUACAAAGGCCAUGAUCUAGCUCCAACUCACUAUGUUCCUUCCAUGAGCGUACAUCCUUUAACUGGUGAUCGGUACCCUGCAAUUAACAAACCAGCUGGAGUUCUUCAUUGGAUUCAUCAUGCACAGAUAGAUGCAGAAUAUAUUGUUAUUUUGGAUGCUGAUAUGAUUAUGAGAGGUCCAAUCACUCCAUGGGAAUAUAAAGCAGCCCGUGGCCAUCCAGUUUCAGCUCCAUACGGUUACCUGAUUGGCUGUGACAAUAUACUUGCAAAGCUCCACACAAGGAAUCCUGAAGCUUGUGACAAGGUUGGAGGUGUUAUAAUCAUGCACAUAGAUGAUCUUCGGAAAUUUGCUCUGUAUUGGCUGCUUAAAACCGAGGAGGUACGAGCUGAUACAGAACACUAUGCCACCAAUAUCACUGGAGAUAUCUAUCAAUCUGGCUGGAUCAGUGAGAUGUAUGGUUACAGUUUCGGGGCAGCAGAGCUGAAUUUACGGCAUGGGAUAGAUAACUCAAUAAUGAUGUAUCCAGGUUAUGUUCCCCAACCUGGUGUGAAUUACAAGGUUUUCCACUAUGGAUUGCUAUUUAAGGUUGGAAGCUGGAGCUUUGACAAGGCUAUAUGGAGGAAUACCGACUUAGUAAACAAAUGCUGGGCUAAGUUUCCCGAUCCUCCUGACCCACUAAGUCUUGAUAGAACUGAUGAGGAUGCAUACAAUCGAGAUUUGCUUAGCAUAGAAUGUGCAAGAUCAUUAAAUGAAGCUCUUUAUCUGCAUCAUAAGCGAAGAAAUUGCCCUGAUCCCCGAAUAAGAGCUACAAUGGAUCUAGUUGCGGGGAACAAGGAAAAAAUAUUUAGAAAAUUCCGCAAGAUUAUUGACAGGGAUUCCACAAAAAGUAUCUCCAGCGAUAGUAUUGAUUAUCAGGACUCACUGAAACCUCCUGCAUCGGACCAGUUAUUCAGCUCCUUCAGAAUUUGGGUGGUUGUUCUCUGGGUGGUUUGUUUCUUUGGUUUUAUGGCACUAAUGGCAAAAUUAUUCUCCAGUGGCAAGAAACGGAAAACAAAGGGUAAGCAUCACAAGGGCAAGAAAAUGACAUCUAACUCGGGCUUAUUUUAUUUGAGGGGGAGAAAUUCCGAAAUAUCUGACAAACUCUGAAACACUGUUCUAGAGCUAAAAUCUCGAUGUUUUGAAGAAACCCCAGCAAAAUUAAAGAAACAAUACCCAUACUGUGUAGCUUAAAUGUACCAAAUGUGACAUUGAUAAUCAAUAUACCUUUCUGUAAGUGUUUUAUAUAGUUUAGGAAUACAUAUAUACCCUUCUUUUGGUAGUCUUUCGAUGUCUAGUCAAGUUCUGGCGAUUAAGUUCAUGCUGUAGGACUUGCAGUGCUCAAAUUGUUGCAAACAGAAGAUAAUUGGAGCAAACGUUAUCGCUGUCUAUUGAAUCAUUCAAUGCAUGUUUGGGGUCAGGCAUCAUUGUCUUGUCCAUGAGCUCCCUGCUGCGAAUGUAAGCAACUCAGCCCUAAAUUGAGAUUAGGGUUUUCAUUGAGGUGUUUCUCGGCUUUCACUAAGAGAAGAAAGUAGAGUUGAAGAACCUGGGAAUUGAGCAUCCUUAUUGUCAUUAUGUUGGCAUUUUUAUAAUCCUAUUGGUUGUUGCCUGUUGGGUUCAAGAUUAACUUUAUCGGAAACAAAGCUUUCCAAUGCUCGAUGUAUACUUAUGAGAUUGUACAAUUUUAUUUUAUUUUUUAUUUGGAUAAGCUAGACAACCCCCACCGGCAGAGAAGAGAAUAAAUCUUUUUUAUAGGUGGUGAGAAUCAAACUCAUCAUGUGGAUAAAAGAAAAAGCACUUAACCGCAAGCCUAAUUCAUAAUGUGUACAAUUUUUUAUGUUCUCUUUUUAAUGUAGAUUUUGAAGUCAAAAAUAGUGACUUUCACUUCUGCACCCUCUUUGGAUGCAGUAGACAAAAGCUUGGACUGACAAGUCACUUGAAGUUAAUAUUUUCGAUUCUUAUAAGCAUUUAUUUUCGAAUUUUAAUUGAUAGUUGAAAUGAUCAAUUAAAAUUCUAAAUUUGGUUAGCUUACCCACAAAAUGAUUUUCAAGCAGUCACUGAAGCCGUUUUUCACAACCCCAUGGGCCAUGUUUUUAGUCAUUCCACCAAUUUGAUCAAUUUUCCCUUGCAACAAUAGUAGGCUGAAAGGUUGA
Molecule: messenger RNA, 3985 nt
Organism: Amaranthus tricolor (Joseph's coat)
Lineage: Eukaryota; Viridiplantae; Streptophyta; Magnoliopsida; Caryophyllales; Amaranthaceae
Product: peptidyl serine alpha-galactosyltransferase-like
Exons: 8
Coding region: 465-2942 (825 amino acids)
Molecular function (GO): glycosyltransferase activity
Source: RefSeq, a predicted model, not a curated record